Messenger RNA from Lampris incognitus (smalleye Pacific opah), 5085 nucleotides. RefSeq names its product SMG5 nonsense mediated mRNA decay factor (gene smg5). Gene Ontology annotation, biological process: nuclear-transcribed mRNA catabolic process, nonsense-mediated decay. The record is from RefSeq and is a predicted model, not a curated record. Gene Ontology annotation, molecular function: telomerase RNA binding; telomeric repeat DNA binding; protein binding. Gene Ontology annotation, cellular component: telomerase holoenzyme complex. Bases 354 to 3752 code for a protein of 1132 amino acids. The transcript has 22 exons. Lineage: Eukaryota; Metazoa; Chordata; Actinopteri; Lampriformes; Lampridae.
UUGGUAGUGAUGGCUAGAACGGGGAAGAACACCAGGAGCGUAUCGGAGCGUUUUAGCUGACCAGAAAACAUCAUUAAUUAAUGGUCUCUCCCUUCUACCUGACCCCGAGAACGGAUGGGUAGAGGGGGUCUCUCCAAAAGACACAAGAAACGAAAGAGAUUUAGGAUCGGAGGAUAACUGAGGAACGCUAACGCUAGCCGUGGUAGCUAACGACGCUAGCUGGCCGUCAACACGGCGGUCACUGCCGGGAACGAACCCGAGCAAACCCUCGACUAUUGUCGGCCGGGGAGUAGCGGAGGACACGCUGAGAACAGGCUGGAGCGUUUGAUCAAAAGACCUAGCCUGUCGCUAAUAUGAGCGGUCCGGGACAGGAGAGCGAACCAGAGGCGAAGGUCCUUCACAUCAAACGACUGUACAGGGCUGUGGUGGAGUCUGUGCAUAAGCUGGAUGUCAUCAUUGGCAACAAAGUAUCAUACAGAGAGGUCUUCAAGCCAGAGAAUAUAAGCCUUCGUAACAAGUUGAGGGAGCUGUGUGUGAAGCUGAUGUUCCUCCACCCGGUUGACUAUGGUCGCAAGGCUGAGGAGCUACUCUGGAGGAAGGUCUAUUAUGAGGUCAUCCAGGUCAUCAAAACCAACAAGAAGCACAUACAUAGUCGCAGUGCGCUGGAGUGUGCCUACAGGACCCAUCUGAUCGCUGGUGUGGGCUUCUACCAGCACCUGCUGCUCUACAUCCAGUCUCACUACCAGCUGGAGCUACAGGACUGCAUCGACUGGACUCAUGUCACGGAUCCGCUCAUUGGCCGAAAGAAACCAGUGUCAGCAUCCCCCAAGGAGAUGGAGUGGGCACAGAUGGCCUGUCAUCGCUGUCUGGUCUACCUGGGAGAUUUAGCCCGUUAUCAGAAUGAACUGGCGGGGGUGGAGGCCGAGCAGCUGGCUGAGAGGUUCUAUCACCAAGCCCUGUCAGUCACGCCCCAUGUAGGUAUGCCCUUUAACCAGCUCGGCACACUGGCAGGGAGUAAGUUCUACAACGUUGAGGCAACCUACUACUACCUUCGCUGCAUUCAGUCAGAGACACCCUUCGAGGGUGCCUACGGGAACUUAAAGCGCCUGUUUGACAAAGCUGCCAAGAUGUACCACCAAGUGAAGAAGCAGGAGAUGAAGAGGCUGUCGCCAUCUCGACAAAGAUCGAAAGAUAUUAAGCGACUCCUUGUGAGCUUUAUGUACCUCCAGAGUCUACUACAGCCCAAGAACAGCGUGACAGAGGCAGAGCUGACAUCCUUGUGCCGGUCAGUGCUGGAAGACUUUAACCUAGUGCUGUUUUACCUGCCCCCAUCGGCCCAUGGCGGUCCUCACCACUCCCCCUGUGAGGAGGAGGAGGAGCAGCACAGCGACGGCUCCUGCCCCGCACUGCAGGAUGCCCUGGUCUUCAAGAUGGUGGUCACCUGCUUGAUGGUGGUACACAGCCUGAAGAGAGGAGGAUCGAAACAGUACAGUGCAUCCAUAGCCUUCAUGUUGGCUCUGUUCUCCCACUUGGUCAACCACGUCAACAUCCGCCUGCAGGCUGAGCUGGAGGAUGGAGAGAGCCAGGUGCCACCACUGCACACUGACAAUGCAGAUGACCCAGAAAUGAGGGAUCCAUUGGUCCCUCUAACCGACCCACCCGACAACCAGCAGCUGCACAACGGGUCCCUGGAGCGGGAGGAUGAGGAGGAACAGGAAAUGGGUGAAGAUGGUAACGGCAGGGUCGGAGCCAAGAGGAGCAGCUUUGGGGUAGAGCAGCUGGAUGAGGAGAAACGGAGGCAGAAGAAGAAAUACUCCCGCUUGUCACGACUUCGCCGCCGGCGCUGUGCCCACAAGGAUGGACGGCCAGAGGACGAGAGCGACCUGAGUGAGGGCUUUGAGAGCGAUGAGGAGGAGGAGCAGGAGGAAGACGAUGAAGUUGUCAACGAGAGGAUGGGUCACCCCAAUUCGACCGGCAAUGUGCCUUCGUUGUCAGCUUCUCAGAUUAACUCCUCCUCAUUGCAGAAUGAGAACAAGAGGGAUGCCCUGGGGGAAGAGGGCAGCUGGGGCAGUGGCUCAGAGGAAGAGGAGGGUGGCACAGCCUUUGACGUGGAGACGGACUCGGACAUGAACAGCCAGGAGUCGCGCUCUGACCUGGAGGACAUGGAUGACACAGAGAACUCUGACAACCAUGAGAGCCGAGCACGGGAUCCGCAGGACUAUGAGGAAGAUGAAGAGCGGCCUAAGGAGGAAGGUGGUGAGCAGGAUGGCAGCACCCCUCCAAUCACCAAUGGGCCGCUGUUGCCCUGCAGUGACCCUAGUAUCAGCAGCAACCUGCAGGCCAUGUCCUCGCAGCUCUUCCAGAGCAAACGCUGCUUCCGCCUGGCACCCACCUUCAGCAAUGUGCUGCUGCGGCCUCAGGGCUCCUCCUCUUCUGGGAACCUUACGCCCACUCCCACUGAUGCCUCUGACACCCCCAUCCCUUCCCAAGAGACCCCACCUCCGCCUGUGUACUCGCCCUGCGACGUGAACCCCAGUACCCCGAAUGGAACCAACCAAAAUGACCUGGACUCUGAUUCAGAAGGCAGCCAGCACAGCAACCAGUCAGUACAUAGUGAGAAGACGCUCCCGGAGAAACUGGAGAUCCUGACCAAUCAGGGACUCCUCCAGGUAGUGAAGGUCUUUGCUGAUUGGCUAAGGACAAACACGGACAUUAUCCUCAUGUGUGCAAAGAAUUCUCAGAGUCUGUGGAACCGGCUGUCAGUCUUGCUCAACCUGCUGCCAGAUGGCAGCAAGAUUCUAGAAGCAGAUCUGGGUCUGAAUACAGAGGUGCGUGAGCUCCUAAAUCUAUGUGAGGAGCCUGGUUUGGUCCAGAACCUGCUGCUGCCUGAGGACAGGGCGUUACGUCACCUGCCGGCCCUCAGCCUGGCACACCGCCGCCUUGACUUCACCUGCCAAAAGCCCUCCCUCAGCCCUCUUCAGGAGUGUGUCGUCCGUGUUUGUUGCAUCCGCAGUUUUGGCCACUUCCUGACCAGUCUCCAGGGCAAUGUGUUGCAUUUCAACCCUGAGGCGGGUAUCUUCACCAGCAUCAGCCAGUCGGAGCAAGACAAUCUGGUGCAGCAAGCCAAGGCCCAGUUCCGCAUGGCUGAGGAAGAGGCCCGUCGAAAUCGCCUGAUGAGGGAUAUGGCCCAGCUGCGACUACAGUUGGAGGUGUCCCAGCUAGAAGGUAGUCUGCAGCAGCCCAAAGCCCAGUCCUCCAUGUCGCCAUACCUGGUACCCGACACAGCUGCCCUCUGCCAGCAUCUGAACUUGACUCGGCAGCUGGCCAGCAGCGGUUGUUUCAUCAUCAUCAUCCCACGCACAGUGAUUGAUGGUCUUGACAUGCUGAAGAAGGAAAAUGGUGGCGCAAGGGAUAGUAUUCGCUUUCUGGAGUCUGAGUUUCGCAAAGGCAACAGGUACAUCCGCUGCCAGAAAGAGUCAGGGCGAAGUUUUGAAAGAGAUAAACUGAAACGUCAGGACAUAGAGGCAUGGCAUCUUUAUAAAAUGGUGGACAGCUGCCGUCAGCUAACAGUCUCUCAGAGCAACGGAGAUGAAGACACGACCGGCAUGGUGACCAUCCUCACUGGCCACUCGGUGGAGGAGAUGGGAAACCGUUCAGCAGCAAUGAAGUCAGCCAUCCAGGCGGCCAGCGUGGCGGGCAUGGAGCUGAAGAACAUCGUGGAGUUCUACCGGCAGUGGAAAGAAAUUGGCUGAGAGAUCCGGGGGUGCGAAGGUCGGCACGGCGGAAAGCUGAUCGAUCACUCACACUCGCUCCCUCUCUCUCUCUCCCACUCUUUUGCUCUGUGUGUAUCUGCGUCUCCACGGCAAAAUCAACUCAAAAGAAAAGGAAGGAAUGAAGGAAAAGAGUUAAAGGCUAAAAAGAGGGCUUGAAAAGUGACAAGAGUGGAGGAAAAACGAGGCAAAGAGUUAUGGGCGAAACAGGGCUCUAAGAAACUGCAGACCUCCCACCUCUCAACCCCACACUUACACAUCAAGAACGACCCCUAGAGGUUGGGGCGGGCAGAUGGUGGAGGGGGACAUUGAGCAACUUUUGAAGUGCCCCUGGUUCACACCCUAACCAGGCAUAUACUGUAUAUGUUAGCAAACAAGCGUACGCGUCGAGAGAAACAGCACGCACACACAAACUCUCACACACACACACACACACACACACACACACAUACAUACACACACACAACUCAUUCAUGCUCGGAUAAAUCCAUAUAGAUAUUUAGAGCAGUGUUUGGGAUUCCGAUCUCCUUCUCCUUCCUCCUCCUCCUCCUCCUCCCCUUGGUCUGAGUUUAAGAACAGGGCACAAGAUGGCAAGACUCCGGCAGGGGUGUGUAUGAAAAACCUUUUUUUUUGAAGAAAAAAAAGAGAGAGAAAAGACAUCCAGUGGUCUCGUGACACUUAGGCUAGCCAAGCUUUCCCACCUCAGAGCUGAGCCAGUGUCUGGGAGCCGGUAGGUUUCUAGAAGGGGUUGAGGACAAAGGGACGUCCACUUCCCCUGAAUGGGUUUCUUUCCUAUGUGGCUAAUUUUUUUCCCCCCCUCUAUUUGCGGUGUACUUUUGUGACCAGUGACUAAUGUAUUGUGUUCUCUUUGUAUGAGGAAAACUAGAAAGAAACAAAAUGGCGGGUGGUGCCCUGUGUCUGCUUAUAAUUUGGAUUUUAUUUUUCUACCCAAAUGAUGUAAGUUACUUUAUUUUGCUUUUUGUAAAACUAUCGCCGACUGAAAUACACAAGAAUGUUUAUGAGAAGGAAGAGGGAUUGUUGUCGUGUAUUGUUCACUAAAAUAGUCCUUCCAUUCUCAGAAAGUAAGGAAAAAAAAUUAUCUUGAUUUUAACUCGUCAAGGUGUCAUUUGGAGGCGGUGAUUCGUAUCCGGAGAAAGGGGUCAGACAACAUACCCGGGGGGUGGUGAGGUGGUUUGGGUUUGGACCCCUGAAAACUCCAGAAUUACAUCCCAUCUCCCAUCACCAUUUCCAUAGUGACUGUCCCAUCAUGCACAGUGCAGAGAAAUACAAGAUAUAUGUGUGUGGCCACGCAUUG